AUGUACUCCAUCCGCUCCAUCGCCCGCCGCGCGCCUUUCGUGUCCGCUGGCCAUGUCCAGCGCGCUGCCUUCUCACAGUCAAUAGCCCGCAGCGCCGGCAAGGAGUCCAAGCUGCACACCGAGGGCCGCGCCGACGAAGCCGAGCAGCUCAAGCAGCAGCAGCUGAAGAACCAGAAGGAGGGCAAGGGCAAGUGGGAGGAGGGUCUUGCCAGCGACAGCGAGAGCAUUGUCAAGGCGGACAGGAGCGAGACUGGUGCGUCGGCCAAGGAUAAUAUCAAGAAGCUCCAGGAGGAGACUGCGAAGGUCAGCUCGAAGCAGUGA
Molecule: messenger RNA, 321 nt
Organism: Boeremia exigua
Lineage: Eukaryota; Fungi; Ascomycota; Dothideomycetes; Pleosporales; Didymellaceae
Exons: 3
Coding region: 1-321 (106 amino acids)
Source: RefSeq, a predicted model, not a curated record